Molecule: messenger RNA, 538 nt
Organism: Sebastes umbrosus (honeycomb rockfish)
Lineage: Eukaryota; Metazoa; Chordata; Actinopteri; Perciformes; Sebastidae
Gene: ndufb6
Product: NADH:ubiquinone oxidoreductase subunit B
Exons: 4
Coding region: 87-470 (127 amino acids)
Biological process (GO): mitochondrial ATP synthesis coupled electron transport; mitochondrial electron transport, NADH to ubiquinone
Source: RefSeq, a predicted model, not a curated record
UGGUUCGUUUGCUCGCUCUUCAAAGGGAAGUUGUCCUCCAUGGUGUCAUUGUAGGUCUGCUGAGGUUGAAUCUCCAGAAACAAGACAUGUCUGGGUACACACCGGACGAGAAGCUCCGUGUGGAGCAGCUCGCCACGCUCCGGAGGCGGUGGCUGAAGGACCAGGAGCUCAGCCCGAGGGAGCCCGUGUUACAAGCUAAACCUCCCGGCCCCGUGGCCAAGUUCUGGUCCGGCUUCCUGGAGCCCAAGAGCCUGUGGAGACUCUACACCUACAAAGCAUACAGCGGUGGAGUUUUCGCAUUAACACGGCUGUUGAUACCGGCUUGGAUUGUUCACUACUGUGUGAAAUACCAUAUUGCUGGUAGGCCAUAUGGCAUUGUGGAAUUGAAACCCAAGUUGUUCCCUGGUGACACCAUUCUGGAGACAGGUGAAAUUGUUCCAGAUCUCCCUGAGACGCAUGGCCAUCACUGAAGUUGUAAUAUUUCAAUAAUUUUCUGCUGUAAAAACUGUGUAUAUGCCAAUAAAAUAUUACAAAGUCA